Messenger RNA from Theobroma cacao (cacao), 1174 nucleotides. The record is from RefSeq and is a predicted model, not a curated record. Lineage: Eukaryota; Viridiplantae; Streptophyta; Magnoliopsida; Malvales; Malvaceae.
UUAGGGAAAAACUGUAGGCACCAAAUUACACCCAUGCAAAAGCUAUGUAUCCAACCCAAACUAGAACAUACAGAACCAACAAACAAGAUUUUUUCCCAUUUGCAACUCUCUCUCUUCCAGAUUAAAAGGGGGCAGGGAAUUCCUCCUCUCUGCACUAGUCAGAAUCUGCAGAAAUGGGUUGUGGUGAAUCCAAGCACGUAGCAACCGGAAACACCAUUAGCCGGAAGAAUUCAAGAGCUGAGUCCAAGAGGGGCAAAACCUCGGAAACCAUUGCAGAAACAAGCAAACAGGGUAGCAGCACAAGCUCAAUAUUGGUGCAAGAGGAAGGCAAGAAUGUCAAUCAGGACUCUUUUAAUUCCAGGGCUGUGGCUGAUGAGGGGAAGGACAUAAUUGAGAGCACAGAAUUGAAGAAAGAAGAGAAUGUAGAGACAGAUAAGGAGAAGAAAAGUGGGGUUGUGGGAGAGAAUGAGGAACCUAUUCAGGGAAUUGCUUUGGAGGGAAUGUCUGGAAGGUCGGAGUAUUACUCUCCACGAGAAGAGGCUGGGCAAGAGAGCUUGUUCAAUGAGAAUGUGAAUCUGGCUGAAGAGACAAAAGAAAAAGCUGUAGACGAAAAAGAAUCGGCUCAAGAGACAAAAAUACAAGCCAGAGAAGAAAUUGUGGAGGAUAAAAAAUUGGCUGAAGAGACCAAAGAAGAAACAGUGCAGGAAAUAAUACUUGCUGAAGAGACAAAAGAAGAAGCUAAAGAAGAUAUCGUGGAGGGUAAAAACCUGGCUGAAGAUGCAAAAGAACAAACUGUGGAGGGUGAAAAACUGGCUGAAAAGAAAACAGAAGAAACUGCAAAUGGAGAACGUGAAGCUGUGAAGGAAGAGAACUUGGUAAAAGAAACAGAAACAGCAGAAACUACUGAACCUGAAGCUUCAACCCCAGUUGAGAAAGAGGAAGAAACAGCAGUUGCUGCACCAGCCGAGGAUUUGAAGACAGAGUGAAACCUUUGAAGCUGUUUUAUCUGGGUUUAUCAGACUCUUUGUACACUUCAAUUUCAUGUAUUAAUACCAUACUCCUCCUCAAAACCCUGAUCAAAGAAACAUGUAAAAGUGUUAAGAAUUUAACAUGGAACUCAAAAAGUUUGUCUAAAUAUGUGUUUCUUUAUGGAAUAUUGUGGCUUGCAUUGAUA